Messenger RNA from Hippocampus zosterae (dwarf seahorse), 2539 nucleotides. RefSeq names its product tectonic-1-like. Bases 46 to 1317 code for a protein of 423 amino acids. The record is from RefSeq and is a predicted model, not a curated record. Gene Ontology annotation, cellular component: MKS complex. NCBI's taxonomy places the organism in Eukaryota, Metazoa, Chordata, Actinopteri, Syngnathiformes, Syngnathidae. Gene Ontology annotation, biological process: protein localization to ciliary transition zone; cilium assembly. The transcript has 11 exons.
UUUGUUUGUUUUUGUUAUGUAGUGGCAACAAGCAGUUCUGCAGCCAUGUCACUGCGUCAUAUGCUUUGCAGUAUACUGUGGAGGGGUACUCACAGUUGCAGUCCUUUGUCCAACAAGAGACGUCUCAUCACACUCUCUGCGUUCAGUCACAUCUAUGGAGUUGCAAUCAUGUCUGUUGAAGAAGAGGGAAAAAGAGGAAUAUUUUACCUGCCAGCUUCCGGUAUUUCUGUCGACUGUGUUGACCAGAGUCCUGCAGCAUUCCUCGUGGACAGGAGAAGUCGAUGUUCCCGGCGUGUGGUUCUGAAAGAGGAAUGCAGCUCCCUACCACCCAUAAGCAAAGAUACUUACACAAACAUCAGCCUCUAUUCUGGGGAGAAUGAAGAUGCCACUGUUGUUCCUGUGGAGAUGGCUGCAGUCAUGUUGCAGUCUUCAGAUGGCACUCAAAAUGAAGUUACGAUCGGUGAAGAGGAAAACAUGAAGCCGUAUCUCAUGAAUCCAAAUGUGUGUGCAAAUGUUGUUUUGAAGGUUGCAUACUUGGUGAAGUACAACAAGGCAGGCCAAGUAGUGAAUGCUGCAGUACAUCUGCUGCUUGGGAACUUUAAUGUCACACCAUUUACCCUGGAGCAGGAGUUCUCGAUCAAAUUUAUUCAGGAGGAGAAUAACAACGUGCCAUUCCAUUACAGUGGAAAUCCCGGUUAUAUCGUCGGACAUCCUAUUUUGUCUGGACAAGAAAUUGCUGAAUAUCCAUUACUGGAUAUGGUUCAAAACCCUGGAGACACACUGUCAAUUCUCCCGAUUUCCGCGAACCAAAACUGUAUGAAUGGUCCUCAUCAGCGUUCUCCUGUCUUGUUUGGUGUGGACUCAAUAUCUGGCUGCACAUUAAGACUGGAGGAAGUAGCCAACUGCUCCCUGGUUUCUCAAAUUAUUAUUGAUGUUCUGCGAGGACAAAACCACCCCCAAUAUGUUGCGACGUUUGGAAACUCCGAAUUACAAAAUUCCCUUGACUGGUUGCCUAUCAAGCGCAGCUAUAAUCAGAGGGCUUCGCAGGUUUGCAGCAUCCCAUUGUUACUUCACUUGGAGAUUGAAUGGACCAAAUAUGGUUCCUUGUGGAAUCCCCAAACUCAGAUUGUGAGUGUCGAGGAAGUUAUCCAAACCAAUACCACCAGUUUGGCUGGUUUUAUCAGAGGCAGUGAUGCGCUCUCAAUUCGGAGUUCAGUGAGCUUCAAAGACAUUUCUGCUGCUGCCCUUCCUGGUUACAGAGCUACACCGACCAUUGAUGCCAACCUGCCGAUUAACUUCUUCUUUCCAUUUGUUUGAUUGAGCAACUUCAUCCAGACUGUCCUUAGAAAGUGUCCGAAAAGUACCCACAUGUAAAAUUGUAAUUACCAUAGAGGGCAAAGAAUCGAUUGGAUAAAACAAUCAAGUAUUAUUCAUGAAGAUAGAAAACUUAAAUCAUGAGCUGAACAGAUCAAACAAUUCAGAAAUUAAUGCAUGGAUUAAUGCGGAAAAAAUACAUAAAGUUGCAUGAUAUGAAUUCAUUUGAAUUCAUUAUCGAUCAGAAGUCAAUGCCAUGCAUCUUGAGAAGUGUCUGAAGCUUCUGGUUAUCUUGUUGCUAGGAUGAUAAGAGGAAAUAAAGUUAAUUUGAUGUUUGAGACAUCAGGUAAAACUCAACAUGUGUCUGUAGAUGUCUUAAGUUAUGAGAUUCACUGGAUGAAUCUUUUUCUUUUUUUCCAAAUAAGUUUUAUCAUUGCAAAUAAGCACAGACUAGAUUUAAUGGCAGUGUUUGCCAGGAAUCAGUGGAGAUCCAUUUGUAUUAUCCAUCCAUUUUCCCAACCGCUUGAUCCUCACUUGGGUCGCGGGGGGUGCUGGAGGCUAUCCCAGCCGUCUUCAGGCAGUAGGCGGGGGACACCCUGAAUCAGUUGCCAGCCAAUCGCAGGGCACACAGAGACGAACAACCAUCCACGCCCACACUCACACCGAGGGACAAUUUAGAGCGCCCAAUCAGCCUGCCAUGCAUGUUUUUGGAAUGUGGGAGGAAACCGGAGCACCCGGAGAAAACCCACGCAGGCCCGGGGAGAACAUGCAAACUCCACACAGGAAGGCCGGAGCUGGAAUCGAACCCGGUACCUCUGCACUGUGAAGCCGACGUGCUAACCACUGGACUACCGGGCAGCCCUUAAUCUGGUUACCCAUGUCUAAAUAAAAUAAACAAAACUAGAAAUUGUCCUCCCUGGAUCGGGCUGAACCGACUUUAGUUAGCUUCUCACAUGACCUGCUCUUUCGCAUCAUAACAUCAUUUUUAAAAUAAUGUCCUGUUUUUGAAUAGAUCGAUGUAAAAUGUUUUUUUCAAAAAUGGUUUAAUCACUUCACAAAAUAAUUGAGAUUAAUUGAUUAUAAAAUAAUUGUUGGUUGCAGCUCUAAUAUAAAAUUAUGACAGUCCCAUCACUUAACAUGAAGCAUAUUGAAGCCUUGAUUAAGAAAUGUGCUAUUUAGUGUAAAUAAAACUGCUUUGCCUUGCCUUAGCAUCUUUUGUCCACAA